Phasianus colchicus (ring-necked pheasant) is the source of this 674-nucleotide messenger RNA. NCBI's taxonomy places the organism in Eukaryota, Metazoa, Chordata, Aves, Galliformes, Phasianidae. The record is from RefSeq and is a predicted model, not a curated record.
GGGGGGGCGCGGGGGGGGGCGCCCCGCCGGCCGGGGGCGGCGCCAAGACGAGGCUGACGGUGCCGCGCCGGGUCUGGGACGCGGUCCGCACGCAGCGCGCGGCGCAGCUGGCCCGCCUGAGCGACGAGGCGCGAGUGCGCGUGCGCGUGGACGCCGAGGCGUCCGACAUCGUCGUGCUGCAGCUCAGCGCCGCGCCGAACGCGGGCGGGACGCCGGGCCGGCUGUGCCCCGCCAGGAAGGCGCUGAAGGCGCUGCUCAAGGAGACCGAGAAGGAGCUGAAGAAGGCGCAGCAGCGCUCCGCGCCGGGCGGCGGCGGGGGGGGGGCGGCCGCCCCGUACGCGAUGGGGGGCGGGGGGGGCGGCGAGGAGGAGGAGGGCGAGCGGCAGUGCCCGAUCUGCCUCGGGGACAUCGAGCAGAGGAAGACGCUGGAGCACUGCCGGCACUCGUUCUGCGCCGCCUGCAUCGCGCGGGCGCUGCAGGUGAAGACGGCGUGCCCGGUGUGCGGCCGCUUCUACGGGCGGCUGGUGGGCAACCAGCCCCACGACGGCCGCAUGCUGGUCAGCCGCGACGCCGCGCUGCCGCUGCCGGGCUACGAGCGGUACGGGACCAUCGUCAUCCAAUACGUGUUCCCGCCCGGCGUGCAGGGGGUAAGGGCGCGGGGCCGGAAGUGGGGG